GCCCUGAAGUCGGGCAGAAGACCAACCCAGCUGGAGGGGCGCUUCGUGGCAUCGCCAGCUCCGGUUAUGUUCAACUACGUAGCAGCAGAGGUGAGACCUCAGCUGCACCGCAGCUAUGGGGGCCAGCAAGGGGUGUCCGGGCCGCUGAGGAGCCGGCUGGAGCAGCUGAGGAAGCCGUGGUGGAGGGAGCCCAGCCCGCUGGUGCUGCAGCACAGCGAGACCGCCAGGCUGGCCGUCGAUGCCUUCCUGGAGCAGGGCGAGCCAGGCUACCUGAGCGCCCUGGCCGAGGAGCGGGAGCUGCCCUUCCUCUCGCUCCUGGACAUGGAGUACAUGAGCCAGCAGCGGAGCCAAAGCCUCCCGGCUGCCGGCGCCGCGACAGACAGAGAGGCCGACCCUGGGGAUGCGGACCCGGGAGACAGAUCCUCCCUCAACUCCGAACUGACUUCGGGCACCUACUUCCCGCUCAUGUCCGACGUGCACCCUCCAGAGCUGGAGCUGGGCUGGCCAGGGGCACCUCUCUUCACCCUGGCUGGGCAGACUCAGGCCACUGUCAUCUUCCAGAGGAACAAAGCCAACAGCGUCAAGGACCUGCUGCGCUCGCUGCUCAGCCGGGCGCGCACGGUGAUAGCAAUUGUGAUGGAUCUGUUCACAGACAUGGAGAUCCUGUGUGACCUGCUGGAGGCCUCCAGCAGGAGGCAUGUCCCUGUGUACCUCAUCCUGGAUGAAGAGUACCUGAAGCACUUCCUGGAGAUGUGCAACAAAAUGGCUCUUACCCAGGACGACUUCCCAAACAUGCGUGUCAGGUGCCUGAGUGGGGACACCUACUACAGCAAAGCAGGCAAGAAGUUUGCAGGCCAGGUCCUGGAGAAGUUUGUCCUCAUUGACUGUGACCAAGUUCUUGCUGGCACAUACAGCCUCACCUGGCUGUGCAGCCAGGUCCACAGCAGCCUGGUGACUCACUUCCGCGGGCAGAUCGUGGCCGAGUUCGAGAAGGAAUUCCGCUACUUGUACGCGGAGUCCAAGGCGGUCACCAGCUUCUGUGUGCCGGACCCUGCCCCCUGCCCCUCUUCUGGGGACGCUUGCAGAGCUGCCGACUGCCUUUUGAAAGCUGCGCUGGUGCAGGACGCUGACACCUCCAGCCCCUCCAGCAGCCUUUCCAACGUCAGCAUCAGGAGCAUCAAAGUGUCUCCGUUUCUGAGAAGCUCCAGCUGCAGUGCACAGCAGGAAAAGCAAGAUCCAGGCUCCGAUUCCGCUCAUAGGAAGGGGAAGGAGGACACCUCUCCGAAGCACCUCGGCCCGCAGCAGCAGCAAGGAGAGCCCCCAGACUCACCCGGCCCCCACCCGAACAAGCCUCCCGCAGGCUUGUAUCACAGAGCGAAUCUCCUGACGGCGAGGACAUUCUUGCAGGCAGAGCCUUCCGCUGCCCUGAGCUCCAAUAAACUCGGCCCCCAAGGCGACCCCCUGGCUAACAGCAGCCCCUCCGCCCCGCUAAGGCAGGAGCAGUUCCCCGCGGAGGGUGCCAGCAGCAACGGGACGAGCACGAAGCCGAAGGGACCUGCUGCUGCCUUCAGGGAGCUACCAGCGGCCCCCGAGCACACUCCUUAUGAGCUGGAGAAAAGGCAGAGCCCCGGGCAAGGCAAAGCGGACCUGCUGCCCCCGUACCCCCUGGGCAGGCGGGACAAAAAGCCUGUGGUUCUCUGCUACGAUCAGCUCACCGAGGACGCCCUGCUGGAGAAGAACAGCGCCUAUGGGGCCGAGAAAAGGAUGACUCUGGGCCACAGCAAGCUGGACCUGAUCACCAAGUACAACAAGUUGAAAUCUAAACACAUACACAGCCGCUUUGAGCUCUGACCCCCUGCUCCUCGGACUCCAGACCUCCCUCGGGCUUACUUUCAAGGAGUUGCUUUCCCUCCCCCUCCUCCCUCCUCCAAUCAUCGCAGCUAGGGCUUGAAAUGAAAACACGGGUGGCAAAUGGACCUUUG
Molecule: messenger RNA, 1982 nt
Organism: Pogoniulus pusillus (Red-fronted tinkerbird)
Lineage: Eukaryota; Metazoa; Chordata; Aves; Piciformes; Lybiidae
Gene: SACK1C
Product: family with sequence similarity 83 member C
Exons: 4
Coding region: 67-1851 (594 amino acids)
Biological process (GO): epidermal growth factor receptor signaling pathway
Molecular function (GO): protein kinase binding
Source: RefSeq, a predicted model, not a curated record